AUGAAAACCCUCCAUAGCCAUGUCAGCACCUUCAUCUUCACAUUCUUUCUAUUCUACCCUUUUCUCUGUGUAGCCAUUGACACCAUCACACCCACACAACCCCUCACCAUCAAUCAAACUCUAGUCUCUAAUGGUGAAGUUUUCGAGCUGGGUUUCUUCAACACAAGCAAUAAUCUGUAUAUAGGAAUUUGGUAUAAACAAAUACAACCCAUAACAUAUGUUUGGGUAGCUAACAGAGAUACCCCCAUUACUUCAUCCUCCGGGAACCUAACCAUCGUCGACAACGGCAACAUGGUGCUGGUAGAUCAAGCGGGAACCAUCGUCUGGUCGUCAAAUCAAUCUACACCGGUGGUGAAGACGGUGGCGCAGCUUUUGGACAAUGGUAACUUUGUGCUUCGUCCGGAAAAUGAUGAGAACCCGGAGAAUUACAUUUGGCAAAGCUUUGAUUAUCCGACUGAUACUCUAUUGCCGGAGAUGAAACUGGGGUGGGACAGGAAAUCUGGAAUUAAUCGGUUUCUGAAGUCGUGGAAGACGAAUGAAAAUCCGGCGACCGGUGAUUAUUCUUUUAAACUGAAUAUCAGUGGGUUCCCGGAAAUUUUGGCAACUAACAAUGAAAAUAUAACUUGGCGGAGUGGGCCCUGGAACGGGAGAACUUUCAGCGGUACACCGGAGAUGAAUGGGGUGAGUAUUUUGCGUUUUGAAUUUCAGGAGAAUUCCGAGGAGAUUGUUUAUUCUUUUGAAAUACCCAAUAGUUCUGUUUAUUCGCGAGUCGUUAUAAUUUCUUCUGGUAUAAGUGAAAGACUUGUUUGGGCAGAAACAACAAAAACUUGGAAUGUAUUCUGGGCUUUUCCCGGUGAUUUAUGCGAUCACUUUGGUGAAUGUGGUCCGUUCGGCGUUUGUGAUGCAACCACUGCACCGGUCUGUAAUUGUAUGACAGGAUUCCGGCCGAAAAACAAACAAGCAUGGGAUCUACGAGAUGGGUCUGAUGGAUGUGUUCGGAGCUCCGAAUUGGAUUGUGGGUCGGAUGAAUUUCUGCUGUUGAAGCACAUGAAAUUGCCGGAGAGUUCGAAGGCGAUUGUUAAUCAGACGAUGAAUCUGAGCGAGUGUGGUGAGAUUUGCAAGAGGAGUUGCUCUUGUGUGGCUUAUGCUAAUAUGAAUAUCACUGAAGGCGGGUCGGGUUGUGUGAUUUGGGAAGUGGAUCUCAUCGAUAUGAGGCAGUAUGCUGAUUUUGAAGGUGGUGGACAAGAUCUUUACGUUAGAGUUACAGCUUCUGAUUUGGACAAAACACCGAUGAUUAAAAGGUCUAAAAAUGGCUCUAGUAGUGACAACAAAGUUGUCAAACCUGUCGCCAUUAGCAUCGGUGUUUUUGCGCUGGUGACAGUUCUAUUGAUACUCUUUUACUUGAGGAAGAAGAAGAUACGAUUGUCGAAGAAAGCAGAGGCAGAGACAAAAGGUCCACGAGAAAGAGCCGAAGAUUUCUUAUUAAAUGAUGGGAGUGUUGUGCCAAAUAAAAGAGAGAUGGAUGAACUAGAAUUACCUCUGUUUGAUUUCUCAACACUUGUUACGGCCACAAACAACUUCUCAAAUGAAAAUAAACUUGGACAAGGCGGGUUCGGGUGUGUUUACAAGGGUAAAUUAAUGGAAGGUGAAGUUGUAGCGAUAAAAAGACUCUCAAGAAUUUCUGAUCAAGGGAUUGAGGAACUAAAAAACGAGGUACGAUUAAUCGCGAAACUGCAACAUCGAAACCUUGUUCGGGUAUUAGGUUGUUGCAUUGAAGCCGAAGAGAAGUUAUUAAUUUAUGAAUUCAUGGAAAAUAAAAGUCUUGAUAUGUUCAUUUUUGAGAAAGAGAAAAGCAUGACACUCAAUUGGAAAAGCAGACUUGAGAUCAUGUGUGGGAUUGCUCGAGGGCUUCUUUAUCUUCAUCAAGAUUCAAGAUUUAAAAUCAUUCAUCGAGAUCUAAAGGCUAGUAAUAUUUUGCUCGAUAAAGAUAUGAACCCAAAGAUAUCUGAUUUUGGUAUGGCACGGAUUUUUGGAAGUGAUCAAACCGAUGCGAAAACAAAGAAAGUGGUUGGAACAUAUGGUUAUAUGUCUCCUGAAUAUGCAAUGGAUGGACAUUUCUCAACAAAAUCAGAUGUUUUUAGUUUUGGGGUUUUGGUUCUUGAGAUAGUGAGCGGUAAAAGGAACACAGGAUCAUCUUACUCGAGUAGCCAACAUAACCUCCUUGGAGAAACCUGGACUUUAUGGAAAGAAGGCAAGGCUUUAGAACUAGUAGACAAAUCUAUGGGGGCCAAAUUUUCAGAGAAUGAAGUAUUGAGAUGCAUACAAAUUGGACUAUUAUGUGUUCAAGAACAUCCAGAAGAUAGACCUAAUAUGUCAAAGGUGUUAUUUUUAUUGUGUAGUGAAACUGUACAAAUAUCACCACCAAAGUAUUCUGGAUUCUUUAUUAGAAGAAGAAAUACUGAAACAGAGUCUUCAAGCCAACAAGAUGAUUUCAUGACCAUAAACGAAAUUACAGUAUCAAUAUUGCAUGGUAGAUAGGGAAACUAGCAACUAGCUACCAUAUAGUACAAAUAUCUUAAUGAAUUUUGCUUUUUAAUUCUUUUAUUACAACAAGGGAGAUUAUGCCAUAUUUAACACCU
Messenger RNA from Lactuca saligna, 2639 nucleotides. Lineage: Eukaryota; Viridiplantae; Streptophyta; Magnoliopsida; Asterales; Asteraceae. The record is from the annotation of a GenBank genome assembly.